ACCUGAUUGGUUGUUGUUUCAGUAUUGGGAAUUCCCUCUGUGGAUCUGAAGCUGCCGGGUAGAAACUGCUGGCAAAAAUAAUAUAAGAAUUUCCAUCAAAUUCUAGCCAACUCAUUACAGAGUUGCAAGGAAAAUGAAGAAGACAUUACUUUUAAUAGGAAUAUUAGGAUUAAUCUGCGUUUCUGCUGUACGGGCAGAAGAUGAAGACGCAGCUAAGGUUGCAGAUGAUAUCGGUAAAAGUAGAGAUGGCUCAAAAACAGAUGAUGAAGUUGUACAGAGGGAAGAAGAGGCAAUCAAGCUUGAUGGGCUAAACGUUGCACAGAUGAAAGAAUUACGAGACAAAGCUGAAAAACAUGCAUUCCAGGCGGAGGUCGAUCGUAUGAUGAAACUCAUCAUCAAUUCCUUGUACAAAAACAAAGAGAUUUUCUUGAGAGAACUGAUCUCAAAUGCUUCAGAUGCCCUCGAUAAGAUCCGAUUUAUGUCUCUCACCGACAAGAGUGCGUUAGCAGCAACAGAUGAACUAAGCAUUAAAAUUAAGGCAGAUAAAGACAAUCAUGUGCUACAUGUUACUGACACGGGUAUUGGUAUGACGAAGAAUGACCUUGUCAAUAAUCUCGGAACUAUUGCCAAGUCGGGAACAAGUGAAUUUUUGACGAAGCUCGGAGAAAGUCAAUCUCAGGUUGAAAUGACAGAUCUCAUUGGACAGUUUGGUGUUGGAUUUUAUUCCUCAUUUUUGGUUGCUGAUCGUGUAAUUGUGACAUCUAAACACAACGAUGAUGAGCAACACAUUUGGGAGUCCGACUCCAACGAGUUCAGCGUCAGCAAGGAUCCUCGUGGAAAUACUCUUGGUCGUGGAACAACAAUCAGUUUGCAUUUGAAGGAGGAGGCCCAUGAUUUCUUGGAAGAGAGUUCAUUGAAGAACCUCGUAACAAAAUACAGUCAGUUCAUCACAUUUAACAUCUACUUGUGGGAAAGCACUACAACUGAGGUUGAGGAACCAAUAGAUGAAGAUGAAGAAGAAACAAAGGAAGAAAAGAGUGAUGAGGAUGAAGAUGCAGAGGUGGAGGAAGAAAAGGAUGAAGAUAAACCAAAGACGAAAAAAGUCUCCAAGACUGUUUGGGAUUGGGUCCUUGUCAAUGAUGUUAAACCUAUCUGGACUAGAAAACCAUCUGAAGUCGAGGAUGAUGAGUAUAAUGACUUCUAUAAAUCUGUCAGCCACAAAUCAGAUGAACCCCUAGCCAAAAUACACUUCACAGCCGAAGGCGAGGUCACAUUUAAAUCCAUUCUGUUUGUUCCCAAAUCUAGUCCAAAUGAUAUGUUCCAGAACUAUGGCAAAAAGAUGGAAGGAAUUAAGAUGUAUGUAAGAAGAGUUUUCAUCACGGAAGAUUUCGAAGACAUGAUGCCAAAAUAUCUUUCAUUCAUCACUGGUGUAGUCGACUCGGAUGAUUUGCCACUGAAUGUGUCAAGAGAAACGCUCCAACAACACAAACUUCUAAAGGUCAUUAAGAAGAAACUCGUUAGAAAAACAUUGGAUAUGAUUAAAAAGAUUGAAAAAGAUGAUUACGAUAAAUUCUGGAAAGAGUACAGUACUAACAUUAAACUUGGAGUGAUUGAAGACCACUCAAAUAGAACACGUCUGGCCAAAUUGUUGAAAUUUUACUCCUCAAACUCGGACACUGAACAGACUUCGUUGGUGGACUAUAUGGAGAGAAUGAAGGAAAAACAAGAACAUAUUUACUUCAUGGCCGGAACAAGCAGGCAGGAGGUUGAGAAGUCACCAUUUGUUGAGAGGCUGUUGAAGAAAGGAUAUGAAGUGUUGUAUCUAGUAGAACCAGUUGACGAAUACUGUAUCCAGUCCCUCCCGGAGUUUGAAGGCAAAAAAUUCCAGAACGUUGCCAAGGAAGGCCUUAAGAUUGACCAAUCAGAGAAGGCAAAAGAAUACAAAGAACAAUUGGAAAAAGAUUUCGAACCUUUGAUCAAAUGGUUGAAGGACACUGCUCUUGGAGAUAAGAUUGAGAAGGCAGUUAUUUCCGAGAGGUUGUCUGAGUCACCAUGUGCAUUGGUUGCCAGUCAGUUUGGCUGGUCUGGUAACAUGGAGAGAAUUAUGAAGGCUCAGGCAUACGCUAAAUCUCAGGACCCGUCUCAACAAUAUUAUGCAUCACAGAAAAAGACUUUAGAAGUUAACCCAAGACAUCCUUUAAUAAAAGAACUUAAAACAAGAGUAGAGGCUAACGCAGAUGAUACAACAGCUAAAGAUCUUGCUGUUGUUAUGUUUGAAACAGCUACUUUAAGAUCAGGAUAUUCUGUACCAGAUUCGGCAGAAUUUGCCAGCAGAAUUGAAAGAAUGCUUCGAGUAGCUAUGGAUGUUGAUUUAGAUGCAAAGGUUGAGGCAGAGCCAGAAUUUGAUGAUGAACCAGCUGAUGAAGAUGAAGAUACGGAAGAAGUUGCUGCUGAUGAGGAAGGUGGUGAUGAUAAGGCAGAUGAUUCAGAGGAAAAGGAAGAAUGCACAUUUUGCAAACGUAAAAUUUUGGGCUGGUUCCAUUCCUCUGAUAGUGAUGGCGAUGGAAUUCCUGACGAUGAAGACAACGACGACGACAAUGAUGGUACUCCUGAUCAUCUAGACGAUGAUGAUGAUAAUGAUGGUAUAAAAGAUGCGGACGAAAAAGAUUCUGAUAACGAUGGGGUACCAGACGAUCUAGAAGACGAACCUGAUAUAGAUCACAUCGCUCAGAGUUAUUUAGAAGAUGGCACCCCAAAACAUCUGAGGGAAUUUUGUCUUAGGAAGCUUAAACUUAGAGAAAAGGAUCCAAGGUGUAAACAGUACAUGUCUGCUCCUGAUAUAAACUGGGACGAUCUAGAUGCCGACCUCGAUAACGACGGUAUACCAAACCAUUUAGACGACGAUGAUGAUAACGAUGGAAUAAGAGAUUCCGACGAGAAAGACAGCGACGGAGAUGGUUUUUCCGAUGACGAAGAUAAUGAUGAUGAUAAUGAUGGGAUACCAGACCAUUUGGACAAUGACGACGAUAAUGACGGAAUUGAUGACGAUAAAGAAAACGACAGUGAUGGGGAUGGUGUUCCCGACGAGCAAGAUAAUGACGAUGACAAUGACGGCAUACCAGACCAUUUAGACAGAGACGACGAUAAUGACGGUGUUGAUGAUGAAGAAGAAAACGACAGUGAUGGUGACGGUAUUCCCGAUAACCAAGAUAAUGACGAUGAUAAUGAUGGAAUACCCGACCAUUUAGACAGAGACGACGAUAAUGACGGUGUUGAUGAUAAUGAAGAAAAUGACAGUGAUGGAGACGGUAUUUCCGAUGACCAAGAUAAUGACGAUGAUAAUGAUGGUAUACCUGAUCACUUAGACAAAGACGAUGACAAUGACGGUAUAGAUGAUGACCACGAAAAAGACAGUGAUGGAGACGGUGUUCCCGACGAGCAAGACAAUGACGACGACAACGAUGGCAUACCCGACCACUUAGACAAAGACGAUGACAAUGACGGGAUUGAUGAUGACGAAGAAAAAGACAGUGAUGGAGACGGUAUUCCCGACGAGCAAGAUAAUGGCGACGACAACGAUGGCAUACCCGAUCACUUAGACAAAGACGAUGACAAUGAUGGUAUUGAUGAUGACCACGAAAAAGACAGCGAUGGGGACGGUAUUCCCGAUGAUCAAGAUAAUGACGAUGACAACGAUGGUAUACCCGACCACUUAGACAAAGACGAUGACAAUGACGGGAUUGAUGAUGACGACGAAAAGGACAGUGAUGGAGACGGUGUUCCCGACGAGCAAGAUAAUGACGACGACAACGAUGGCAUACCCGAUCACUUAGACAAAGACGAUGACAAUGACGGGAUUGAUGAUGACAAAGAAAAAGACAGUGAUGGAGACGGUAUUCCCGAUGACCAAGAUAAUGAUGAUGACAACGAUGGCAUACCCGACCACUUAGACAAAGACGAUGACAAUGAUGAUAUUGAUGAUGACCACGAAAAGGACAGCGAUGGGGACGGUAUUCCCAAUGAUCAAGAUAAUGAUGAUGACAACGAUGGUAUACCCGAUCACUUAGACAAAGACGAUGACAAUGACGGUAUUGAUGAUGACAACGAAAAGGACAGUGACGGAGACGGUAUUCCCGAUGAUCAAGAUAAUGACGAUGACAAUGAUGGCAUACCAGAUCAUUUAGACAAAGACGGUGAUAAUGACGGGAUCGAAGAUGACAAAGAAAAAGACAGUGAUGGUGACGGUAUUCCUGAUGACCAAGAUAACGACGACGACAACGAUGGCAUACCAGAUCAUUUAGACAAAGAUGAUGAUAAUGAUGGGAUCGAUGAUGAUGAAGAAAAAGACAGUGAUGGAGACGGUAUUCCCGAUGACCAAGAUAACGACGAUGACAACGAUGGCAUACCAGAUCGUUUAGACAAAGACGAUGAUAAUGAUGGUAUUGAUGAUGACGGAGAGAAAGACAGUGAUGGUGACGGUAUUCCCGAUGACCAAGAUAAUGAUGAUGACAACGAUGGCAUACCCGACCACUUAGACAAAGACGAUGACAAUGACGGGGUAGAUGAUGACGACGAAAAGGACAGCGAUGGGGACGGUAUACCCGACGAGCAAGAUAAUGACGAUGACAAUGAUGGUAUACCCGACCACUUAGACAAAGACGAUGACAAUGACGGGGUAGAUGAUGAUGACGAAAAGGACAGCGAUGGGGACGGUAUACCCGACGAGCAAGAUAAUGACGAUGACAAUGAUGGUAUACCCGACCACUUAGACAAAGACGAUGACAAUGAUGGGAUUGAUGAUGACGAGGAAAAGGACAGUGAUGGAGAUGGUAUUCCUGAUGAUCAAGAUAAUGACGAUGACAAUGAUGGUAUACCCGACCACUUAGACAAAGACGAUGACAAUGACGGGGUAGAUGAUGACGAAGAAAAGGACAGCGAUGGGGACGGUAUACCAGACGAGCAAGAUAAUGACGAUGACAAUGAUGGUAUACCCGACCACUUAGACAAAGACGAUGACAAUGACGGGAUUGAUGAUGACGACGAAAAGGACACUGUAGAUAGCGAUGGUGAUGGAAUUCCUGAUUACCUAGACGACGACGAUGACAAUGAUGGUAUACCAGACUCCCAAGACGAUGACUCUGACAAUGACGGCAUUCCCGACUGGAAACAGAAAGACACGGACGGUGAUGGAAUCCCCGAUUAUCUUGAUGACGACAUUGACGGUGAUGGGAUUCCUAACGAUGAGGAUGACGAUAUCGAUGGUGAUGGUAUUCCAAAUGAUAAGGACAAUGACGCAGACGGAGAUGGAAUACCAGACGAGCUUGAAAAGGAUACCGACGGUGAUGGUAUUCCUGAUUAUUUGGAUGAUGAUAUUGAUGGUGAUGGGAUUCCGAACGAUGAAGACGAGGAUGAUGAUGGUGAUGGAAUACCUGAUAACCUUGAAGAUGCCGAUGGCGAUGGCAUUCCAGAUGCUGUAGAUGAUGACGACGAUAAUAAUGGAAUACCAGAUGAAAAAGAAAAAGACUCCGACGGAGACGGAAUUCCCGAUUAUUUGGACGAUGAUGAUGACAAUGAUGGAAUUCCUGACUAUCUUGACGACGACGAUGAUGGAGAUGGUAUUCCCGAUUACCAGCAGAGAGAUACAGAUGGUGAUGGAAUUCCAGAUUACCUGGAUGACGACAUCGAUGGUGAUGGAAUACCAAAUGAGCAAGAUGACGAUAUAGAUGGUGAUGGAAUUCCAAACGAUCAAGAUAAUGACGACGACGGCGAUGGUAUACCUGACAAUAAAGAGAAAGAUACCGAUGGUGAUGGCAUUCCGGAUUACCUUGAUGAUGAUAUUGAUGGAGAUGGGAUUCCGAAUGAUGAGGAUGAUGACAUUGAUGGUGACGGAAUUCCUAAUGAUCAAGAUGAUGAUGAUGAUGGGGAUGGCAUACCUGACGACAAAGAAAAAGAUACGGACGGCGACGGCAUACCGGAUUAUUUAGACGACGAUAUUGAUGGUGACGGGAUACCAAAUGAUCAGGACGACGAUGAUGAUGGCGAUGGAAUUCCUGACGACAAAGAAAAGGACACCGACGGUGAUGGAAUACCAGAUUAUCUUGACGACGACAUUGACGGAGAUGGUAUUCCAAAUGAUCAAGAUGACGAUGAUGACGGCGACGGAGUUCCCGACGACAAGGAAAAAGACACUGACGGCGACGGAAUACCAGAUUAUCUUGACGAUGAUAUUGAUGGAGAUGGAAUUCCAAAUGAUAAAGAUGACGACGAUGAUGGUGAUGGAAUUCCCGACGACAAGGAGAAAGAUACUGACGGCGACGGAAUACCAGAUUACUUGGACGAUGAUAUCGAUGGCGAUGGCAUACCGAAUGACCAAGACGACGACGAUGACGGCGAUGGAAUUCCAGACGAUAAGGAGAAAGAUACCGAUGGUGAUGGCAUUCCAGAUUACUUGGACGAUGACAUUGAUGGAGACGGAAUACCAAAUGAUCAGGACGACGACGAUGAUGGCGACGGAAUUCCCGACGACAAAGAGAAAGAUACUGAUGGCGACGGCAUUCCAGAUUACUUAGACGAUGACAUUGAUGGAGAUGGGAUACCAAAUGAUCAAGAUGACGACGAUGACGGCGACGGAAUUCCAGACGAUAAAGAAAAAGAUACCGACGGCGAUGGAAUACCUGAUUAUUUGGACGAUGAUAUUGAUGGGGAUGGAAUUCCAAAUGAUCAAGAUGAUGACGAUGACGGCGACGGAAUCCCAGAUGACAAGGAAAAAGACACAGACGGUGAUGGAAUACCAGAUUAUUUAGAUGAUGACAUUGACGGUGAUGGUAUCCCGAAUGACCAGGAUGACGAUGAUGAUGGCGAUGGAAUUCCUGAUGACAAGGAAAAAGAUACUGAUGGUGAUGGAAUACCAGAUUACCUUGACGACGAUAUUGAUGGAGAAGGCAUUCCAAAUGAUCAAGACGACGAUGAUGAUGGCGAUGGAAUCCCCGAUGACAAGGAAAAAGACACCGAUGGCGAUGGUAUUCCAGAUUAUUUAGAUGAUGAUAUCGAUGGCGAUGGUAUUCCCAAUGAUCAGGAUGACGAUGAUGAUGGCGAUGGUAUUCCUGAUAGUUUAGAGAGGGAUGAAAAUGGUGACGGUAUUCCAGACGUUUUACAGAAAGAUACAGAUGGUGACGGAAUUCCCGAUUACCUUGACGAUGAUAUUGACGGGGAUGGAAUUCCGAAUGAUGAAGACGAUGACAUUGAUGGGGACGGCAUACCAAACGAUCAAGACGACGAUGAUAAUGGGAAUGGUAUUCCAGAUUCUCUCGAAAAAGAUACCGACGGCGACGGAAUUCCAGAUUACCUUGAUGACGAUAUAGACGGAGACGGAAUACCAAAUGAACAAGACGAUGAUAUAGAUGGUGAUGGCAUACCAAAUGAUCAGGACGAUGAUGAAGAUGGUAAUGGAAUACCGGAUUUUCUCGAAAAAGAUACAGAUGGUGACGGUAUACCAGAUUAUCUUGAUGAUGACAUUGAUGGGGACGGAAUACCAAACGAAGAGGAUGACGAUGAUGACGGCGAUGGUAUUCCGAAUGACAAAGAAAAGGAUACUGAUGGUGACGGAAUACCUGAUUAUCUAGAUGACGACAUUGAUGGAGAUGGAAUCCCAAACGAGCAGGAUGAUGACGAUGAUGGCGACGGUAUACCGGAUGACAAGGAAAAGGACACUGACGGUGAUGGCAUUCCAGAUUAUCUUGACGAUGAUAUCGACGGUGACGGUAUUCCUAACGAUGAUGACGGUGACGGCAUUAGAGACGAAGAUGAAAUAGACACCGAUGGUGAUGGUAUACCAGAUCACCUCGAUGACGAUGAUGACAAUGAUGGAAUUCCAGACCAUUUAGAUGAAGAUGCAGAUGGAAACGGUAUACCUGACUAUCAAGAAAUUGACACUGAUGGUGAUGGCAUUCCAGAUUAUUUAGAUGACGACGACGACAAUGAUGGCAUACCUGACGACCAAGAUUCGGAUGCAAAUGGUAACGGUAUUCCAGAUUUUAUGGAGAAAGAUACAGAUGGAGACGGUAUUCCAGAUUAUCUAGACGAUGACGACGAUAAUGAUGGCAUUCCUGAUUAUCUCGAUGACGAUGAUGAUGGAGAUGGUAUUCCUGAUAACGAAGAAGAUGCCGAUGGCGACGGAAUCCCUGAUCACCGUGACAUUGACGCUGACGGUGACGGUAUACCAGACAAUUUACCCGACGCGGACGGAGAUGGUAUUCCGGAUUCUAUUGAUACUGACAACGACAAUGAUGGUAUACCUGACCGCCAAGAAUCCUUUAAGACCAAAAACAUCAAAACAAAAUCGAAGGUUAAGACGGAGGAUGACGAUGACGACGAUGAAGACGACAAUGGUGACGGAAAGGGACAGAGUUUAUUUGGACGAAUAAUUGGGAGUUUAAAAGACAUGUUUUUAUCAGAUGACGAGGACGAUACAAAGAAGAAAGUUAUUAAAAACAUUCCAAAGGUUCAACCUAAAAAACAAGUUAAUGUAAAUAUUAAUCAGAAAAAUAAAAUUAAACCUAAUAGUCAACGUAAUGUAAAAGACAGUACUGAUCAUGAUGAAGAAAUUGAUUUAAUUGAUUUGGUAAAAUCUUCUAUAUUUGGUACAAACGAUGAUGAAGACUCAAAUAAAGCCGAAAAGAAAACUAGAAAACCUGGAAAAUAAAUUAUAUCACAAUUUAGGUAUUUUUGAAUUACUCCUUUUUCUUGAAUAAAAGCCUCAAUUUGAUAUAAUUUCGCCUUUCUUCUUUGCUUCAAGAAUUCCAAAUUAUUUACACAGAUUUGGUAGGUUUCUCCGAAUCUGUCCUAUAGAAUGUAUUUCCAGCAAAUGUUUAGACUAUUUGAUGUAACUUUUAGAUUUGUUUUCUUCUGUACUGUGAAGAAUGUAACGAUAUACACGUACUUUUAAACGAUAUCAUAACAUACACGUACCUAUCUUUGCAAAUAUGUUUUUAUUGUGAUACAUUUUUAUGACUAGUUUUUAAAGCUGUAUCAUACUGCUCAUACGAACCGAAUAGAUCUGGAAAACUGAUAAAAAAAAGGACCGGGGAUGCUAUUAUGUGAAAAAAUGACUUCAUAACUGAUAGAUAAUGUUUGUAUGACUGUUUUUUGUUGUUGUUGUUGUUUCCACAUUCUAAAUUUCAUUUUGUAUAUAAAAACAGCUUAAUAAUAUUCGAUAAACAAACACUUUGUGGUUGUGUGAACAGGAUGGUAUCAAUUUUACAUUUUUUUCCCUUUAUCAGUUUGAAAAAGAAGUAUCUAAUUGUUCUUUUAUGAGGACUCAUGUGACUAGUUGGCACAAUUCUAGCUGUAUAUAAAUGCACCAUCACAAAACCACAUCCUGUAGAGCAAAUCGAAUUUUAUUAUUAAUUAUGGGAGAAAUGAACAAACAUAAAGUCGAACUUUACUUAACACAAAUCUGACUUUUAGUGCAAAUGUUUUGAUAUAAAGUUAGCAAUUCUGCUGUAUCACUUCUGCUAAAUCUAUCACAAUUUUCAGGCUUUUUACCGGUACCAAGUAUCUGUGGCGUUCGUCUUUAUUUCAUGAAGAUUCGGGCAUUAGUAAAGUUAUGAGCAAACCAGACGUUUUGUUUAGGAACUAACCUUCUGGUCACGUGGGUUCUCCAUAGUAUGUAUACAUGUACUUUACAAAGAUUUUUUUUUUAAAAAGCAACAUUUCAUUGUGUAUAUUAAAGGUUGUGCGACGACUUGUGUGUGUGUUCUUGUUUAUGUGUUAAUAUGUUAAAACUUGAAAUUAUAUAUUUUCAAUUUUUUUGAACUAUUUGUAUGAUUUCCUUAACAGAAUUACAUAUCAUUUUUGUGGCUUUUAUGUUUGCUCUAAACACAUAGUAAGCAACAUAUAUCUAAAUAUUACAUAUACUUAUAUGCUCUCUAAAAAUCUUAUUUCCCUUGAUCUAGACAGUUACCUUUCACAUCGAAUAAAUGCCAGUUUCAGAGUGUUUUUAUAUAUACAAUAAAUAUGUUAAGUUUGAACAAGCUAUUAUGUCAAAUGUCAAAUGUUGGUAGAUCUGGGUGCUGUUGUGUGGUUGGUUUGAAAAUGUUACUUUUCUCUAAUGAAACAAAUACCGUCUCUUGGGCCGUUGCAAAUGGAAUGCGUUCAUCAGGAGAAGGUAAUGUUGAGCGCGGCCAGUCUAUAAUGCCUUUUUCUAAUGAAUAUCCAAUUAUAUCCAAUGGCCAAAAUGUCAAUAAUUGUAUAUGAGAAUGUAAUUUAUCAUAUGUCAUCUAAGGUAUUACCAUGUUCGUGUGAGAGAACGAUAUUUCUGUUGUGUUUUUAAUAUCUUAACCUUAGCCUGCUGACGGCAAGUGGGUGCAGGCUGAUCAUGGUCUGCACUGUUCGCUAUUCAGUCAGUAAAUUUUCAGUGAACACCCCUUCAAAUAAUAAAUGGUACUGCCCAAAUUGAAUGAUGGACCAGUCCAUUUUAGAAAUUCAGCGAAGUAAGGGUUAAAUAAUUUCAUUAAUUUGACAACUUACGGAAGAUAACGACCAAAACUAUAAGAUUAUCGACAUUUUUUUUUUCAAAAAAUGGCUCAUCAGGAGUCACGUUUAGUAAAGAUUGUUGGCUAUGGUUCUGAACCAUCAAGUUAUGUAUUCAAUUCAUCUACUUUUAAAAAAAAUAGUAAUGUAUAUUUAAAUUAUUAUUAUCAUCAUGUUUCGAAAAAGUAUUAGCCUUAUACCGAUCAUGUACGAAUUUUGAGAUUUUUUUUCUGAAUUAACAAACGUAAGGAAAACUCUUUCAGACAGACUGUCCCUUCUAUUAUGGAGGCUCGUUACUUCAUACAUAUACCCAUCACUCAGCACGGGUCAUCUUUAUUACUCUUUUGUUAAAAAUGUCAUUAUGUUUGACUUUAGACUGCAUAACAGAAACAUACAAAAGAGAACGAAGAAUUGAUAUAUAUUACAACUCAUUUUAUGUGUACGUAGUGGCUGCAUUAUCUUGUUUGUUAGAUUUUGUAUCAACAUUAUUCAUAUGGUUAUAUAUUGUGAUGACUGUGUUGAUGGUUGUCCACACUUAGAUGCUAAAACUUCAUUUCGUUUUGUUUCAGCUAUUGUCUAUAUAUCAUUAUAUUCGUUGCAUAGUUUGAGUACAGUAUACCCUCUGUUAACAGUACAUCAUUAGAGCAGAUAAUGAGCCGCGCCAUGAGAAAACCAACAAAGUGCUUUGCGAUCCAGACCAGUCUGCGCCUAUUGCAAUUAGAGAAACUGUUAGCGAACAGCAUGGAUCCUGACCAGACUGCGCGGAUGCGCAGGCUGGUCUGUAUCCAUGCUGGCCGCAAACGCAUUAUGUUGAUUUUCGCAUGGCGCGGCUCAUAACUCUUUAAAUAUGCGUCUUUUUUUCACAAAACAUAAAAUUCUGUAUAGCAACAACUUCUGUACAACAAGCACAUUGAUGUUUGCUCUAAACAGGGUUGACUUUGAAUAUUUUUGUGAAAGUUGAAUUCUUAUUGUCUCCAUACACUGUUAUUUUCCAUUUAUGUAAAAAACGAACUUCUAUAUAAAGUAUGUUAUGGCUUAUUUGCGCCCAGUUUCGAUACUUCUUGCUAUCAUUUUAUCUUGUUUGAUACUGAUUUUGGAAUAAUUUAAUUACAUGGGAAUAUACGUUGAUUCUUAUGAGAUUUUAUAUCACAUAUUCGCUUAUAUAUACCUGUAAAUAUGAUUUAUCUUGCUUAGGCCUAAAAAAUGUUUUAUUUUCCGGUAUCCCGACCUACCUUUAUGGCCUUGGAGAUUUUUUUUCAACUUUUUAACAAAAAGUUACAAAAUUGCACUUUUAUGCUUUAAACAUGGUCAGUGAUGUUAAAAAUGAACUUACUGAUGCUCUAAAGACGUAACCCCCUUAUCUGUAUUCAUUUUUGACACAAAAAUAAUUCCGAAAAGUCCCACUUACUAAUAAAAAUUAAAAAAAUAAAUAAAUAAAUCAGUAAAAAAAUACCGACCUAUCAACCCUAAUUUUUUUAGCAUGUUACCGGAAACAAACAAUUUUUACGCCUUAUUUAACAAGAUAAGUUUAAGAACAUAUUAUGCAAUUGGGGAAAAAUGUGUAAUUGUGCUUAGGAAAGCGUUAAGCAUGUACCUGCGGUUUGAUCCACCCUUUUCUGUUUUCCCUCUUGAUUUCUCUUUAAAUAAGAAAAAAAAUGAAUAUCAUUCAUAUUAUAUGUCAUUUUUAGGAACUCUACAUGUGAAAAAAGAGCAUUUCAUAUUUUCAAAAUAUCUGUAUUAGUUUUGAAUUUGUUACCAAGAAACGAUUUUUUUCGAAAUGUAAAUUUAGCCAUUUUCGGACAACAAACUUUAAAAACGUCAAUUUUGGCUUUAUCUGUGUAUGGAUUGUAAUAAAACUUUCACGAUAUCUUAGCAUAAUAGAAGUAACAUUUCCUUGGUAAACUUUUGAGAAAAAAAUAAUGACAGGGAAAAUACAUUUUUGUCAAUAAAACUGACAUUAUUAAAGAUAUAUUAAAAAUAAUAGAUGUCCCUACUGCCACCCACAGAGACCUUUAGAAUGACAUGUAACUUAAAUUUACUUCUUGCAAAACAACAACAACAACAAAAACAACAACAACAACAAAAACAACAACAAAAAUCACGUAAAAGACUUUGCUACAAUUGUGGCGGAUCAAACGCUAGUAUAAUAUUAGUAAUUACUAUAAUAAAUAAAUGGUAUUACAUAACGAUAUGAUCUUUUUUUUUUUCAUGUCGGCAUUAGUAUUUAUCUUUUCCCAAACUAGUCUUGUUUUCAUAUCCUGUAGGUGAAUACAUGUUCUAAAUGUUUGAUUCACAUAUUUAUCAUAUGAUGCCUUCCAUUAAUUACGUUAAUAAACGUACACUGUAACCGACAACCACUACAUAUUGCGGCCGAAAGCCACUAUAUUAUAGGUCGAAGAUUUUUUUUUCAUUUCUUCUUUUUUUUUUCCAUGUUACUCCAUCAAAAUGCAUUUCUGUUCAAACAUAGAUGAUACCGCUCAAAAGGCUCGUGUAAAUGUUUCUGGAUAACACACUUUUAUGAAAUAUGUCAAUCAAACAUUAGUUCACUGGCGUUUUGUUUAAUUGUGAUGAAUUGUUAACACUUAAUGUAGAUUUAUUUUUGUAAAGCGUUACCGAUAUUAGAGAUUUCUUGGGGCGGAUCCAGGUUUGCUUAAACAUAUUUUAAUAGAGCGCAAAGUCUUUACAUUUCAUAAUGAAUUGAAGUCAUUGUGAUGAUUUUUACCAUCGAAUUACUUUCAAAUACCAUUUUAUAGUAUGCAAGAAGUACAAAUGAAAUGAGGUUUUGUCUCUCUUGAGCACAAAAUUUUCUCAUAUUUCUUUCGGAAUGUUAGUUUAACAGUGGCCGAUGUUUCUCAGAAAUAACAUUAGAAUUAUGGCAUAUUGCAGUUUUAACGCAUAAGAUGUACAAUCCUUGGGCAUUUAUUAAAAAGUACACCAAACGUGUAUGUUCACCAGAUCACAAACAAGUUCGAUAAUGGGCAAAGCUUGCUUAAAAACACCAGAACAGUGACCUUGUGUUAUCAAAUAAGUCAUACUUCGCAUGUUGAACACGUUAAAGACCUCGUGCAUGUAUCGUAAAUACAGACACGCACAUAAACAAUUCACAAGAUCUCGGACAAGCAUGAUAAAUGUGCAGACUACUCAAAUAACACAAAAGUGUUGACCUUUUUUAAAAAGUAAAAACUGCUAUAUUUCAAAUUGUUAACGGACAAAUUAUAGCCUUGCGUAACUUUAUAACAAGUACUCAGGUCAGCGAUAUAGGAACAUUAUUCUGUUCUUAAAAUAACUUAAAACGAACAAAAUAUCUUGCUUUUAUGUAAUCUUGUUUUUUGAAAGUGAUAAAAAUAUAUUAAGCUUUCGCUUUCAAUUAAAUCGAAAUACACGAGUACCAAUACAUAGUUUUGAGUACCAUUCGCAAGGAAGUUUUAAAUGUGUAUAUGCCUGGAUCCGUGCGUGUACUUUCACUUCCAGGUCCUCUCCUGCAAGGACUUGGACUACACUUUUUACAUUGUUUACAUCUUGUUUUAGCCGUAUGUCUGCUUUCUCAGAGUGUUACACUGGUUUCCAAGUUUCUUAUGGAAAUAAAACAUAUAAAAUGUU
Mercenaria mercenaria is the source of this 14130-nucleotide messenger RNA. RefSeq lists its product as uncharacterized. Gene Ontology annotation, molecular function: calcium ion binding; ATP binding; ATP hydrolysis activity. Lineage: Eukaryota; Metazoa; Mollusca; Bivalvia; Venerida; Veneridae. The record is from RefSeq and is a predicted model, not a curated record. The transcript has 18 exons. The coding region runs from base 134 to 8701 and encodes 2855 amino acids. Gene Ontology annotation, biological process: protein folding.